AUGACCGAUGCGGAUGCGAACCAGACGGCCAGGCUCACCCUGCCGAGAACACGCUCCAACUUUGCAACCCGCACAGCACGAGAUGAUAGUGAACGGUUGCACAGGCGCUCCUUCGUACAGCAUUCACCGCCACCCGAUGAGGAAACACCACUUCUGCCAGGCAGUGGACGCCAGCAUCCAGAUAAUGCCAACAUCCUGGAUGGCACUGAAGAGACAGGAAACACUCGAGAGGGUAUGAGCAGCUGGUUCUCAAGCUUCCUUCACACUUCGCGAUCCAUCUUGCGGAAGGAUCACAGUAAUGACAGCAAACGACAUGCAGUCAGCGAAACUGCCAAACCAAGGCCUGGUGCUUUCCCCAGACCCGUUGGAGGUACCGACAAACUAGGCACCUUUGCUGGAGUCUUCGUGCCCGUGACUCUCAACGUCUUAUCUAUUCUAAUGUUUCUACGAUUUGGCUUCCUCCUUGGUCAAGCUGGCUUAAUCGGUAUGAUGGGCAUGCUGUUAGCGGCCUAUGCCAUCAAUCUCCUGACGACAUUGAGUAUCUCUGCUGUUGCUACAAACGGCACAGUUAGAGGGGGUGGCGCAUAUUAUCUCAUUUCCAGAAGCUUGGGACCUGAGUUCGGUGGAUCGAUAGGUAUCGUCUACUAUCUUGGCUCAGUAUUUAAUACCUCCCUAAACGCUGUUGGUCUCAUCGACUGUCUCAUCGAAAACUUCGGCAGCCACGGAGGUGACAUGGCAGAAUGGCUCCCCCAAAGCUAUUGGUGGCAGUUCCUUUGGGCCACCUUAGUUCUAGCAGUUUGCACACUGAUCUGUCUUGCUGGAAGCGGACUCUUUGCCCGUUGCAGCAAUGGUCUGCUCCUUGUUCUGCUAGUUGCAACGAUCAGCAUCCCUCUUUCAGCUGUUGUUAGGCCUCCUUUCACAAAUCCGAAGGAGGAAAUUGUGUUCACAGGCCUCAGCAUGGACACUUUCCGUCAAAACUUGCUACCACACUUCACGCGAGGCGCCGCUGGAAGUGUUGGUCAUCACCGCGAAAAUUUCCAAGAUCUUUUUGGUAUUCUUUUCCCAGCCACAGGAGGCAUUCUUGCCGGCGCAAGCAUGAGUGGGGAUCUCAAACAUCCAAGCAAAGCCAUUCCAAAGGGGACACUAUAUGGUAUAGGUCUAACCUUCAUCCUGUACACACUCGUCAUAUUUGCGAUGGCGGCAUCGAUAGCACGCGAAACCUUCUACAACAACACAAAUGUCAUCCAGCUGACCAACAUCUCCGGCGCGGUCGUACUUGCUGGCGAGAUGGCAACAUCACUGUUCUCGGUGCUCAUGGGUGUUAUUGGCUCCGCCAAACUUCUCCAGGCUCUUGCUCGCGACCAUUUGAUCCCGGGACUUUCUCUCUUUGGUCAGGGAACAAAGAAAUCGGACGAGCCGAUCUACGCCAUCAUCAUCACUUUCAUCAUUGCCCAAAUCACAAUGUUUGCCGAUAUCAACCAAAUCGCUUCGUUCAUUACAAUGACGUAUCUCAUGACGUUUCUAGUCACCAACUUGGCCUGUUUCUUACUCAAGAUCGGAUCUGCUCCGAACUUCCGGCCCUCAUUUCACUAUUUCAAUUGGCCCACAGCUUUGAUUGGGACUGUCGCAUGCGGAGCGACCAUGUUCUUCGUCGACGGCUUCUAUGCAUCUGGCUGUGUAGCUCUGCUUAUGAUCAUCUUCCUGCUGAUUCACUAUACCACACCUCCUAAGCCAUGGGGUGAUGUCAGUCAAGGUCUCAUCUAUCACCAGGUGCGAAAAUACCUGCUGCGCCUACGCCAAGAGCAUGUCAAGUUCUGGAGACCCCAGAUCCUGCUUCUUGUCAAUGACCCGCGGCGACAGUACAAGCUGAUUCAAUUUUGCAAUUCGUUGAAAAAGGGAGGCCUUUUUGUCCUCGGGCAUGUCAUUGUCUCUAACGACUUUGGUGAAGCUGUGCCAGAGGCUAGACGACAGCAACAAUCUUGGACGAAAUACAUAGACUUUUCCAGGAUCAAAGCGUUUGUAAACAUCGCUAUAUCUCCUUCUGUAGAGUGGGGCGCUCGCAAUCUCGUACUCGGUGCAGGACUGGGUGGAAUGCGACCAAACAUAGUUGUCAUGGGCUUCUACAAUUUACCUGAGCUGAGGCAAGCGCAGCCUUCAAUUGGCAUACCUUCGCCGCAGCCAUCACGCCCGUCUAGCAAGGCUGCAAAUCAUCCUGUCUCCCGAAAAGCGAUUCAAGCAGCAGCCAGGCGACGCGUCACAGGAAAUACUCACAGUAUGCUUCCUACAGACGCCAUGAAGCCGGAGAGUGCAGUUGCCAUACGCAGCUACGUGACCGUAAUCGAAGAUCUGAUUCUGCGGUUGCAGGCAAACGUCGCUAUAGGCAAGGGUUUUCAAGAACUCGAAGUGCCACCUGCAAAGCCGACCGCAAAACAAAAAGCAUUCAGUUUCAUGGGUCUCAGCGAUAUCGAGAUCGAGGAUCCCUCAAAGAAGUACAUUGAUCUGUGGCCGAUACAGAUGUCAGCUGAGAUCGCUACCGCUGGCGACGAACCAGUUCGCAAAAAUGUGCUGACAACUAAUUUCGACACGUACACGCUGAUUCUCCAGCUCGGAUGUAUCUUACAUACGGUGCCUUCUUGGAAACGCAUGUACAAGUUGAGAGUCUGCGUCUUUGUUGAGUAUGAAACGGAUGUAGAAGAAGAGCGCGAUCGCGUCACGACACUGCUACGUAACCUGCGCAUUGAGGCUGAAGUACAUGUCUUCUGGUUAUCAUCUGGUGACUUGAGCAUGUACGAAGUCAUUAUCAACGGAAGAGACGAUGGUGAACUUGACCAGACUGGUCGUGAUAUCGACUAUUCGCUGGAAGACGAGCGCUGGUGGCAAGACAUCAAACGUCUGCGUCAACCCGAAAGCAUGAGCGCUAGUCAGGAAUUAGCACAGACUGUUGACAUCCUUGAAGCUGUCACCAACUGGCCUAUCGCCUCAUUUCAACAUGGCAGGCAAGAGACAAAUCCAAAGCGCUUCUCAGCACUACGGAAGAUGCUACGUAAGGCCAAAAGUAGGACGUCGGUCAGCAAUCUUGGCGAUGGGACGAGAAUCAAAAUACAAAGCCAAAGAAUACCUGUCGAGCUACUGGAUGAUAGCGAUAGCGACACUCAGCCAUCUUCAGCCGGCAGAGGGGAGGAUGAUGCCGAUGACGAAGCAAUGGCGUCAGAUAGUGAGGCUGUCGUCAGCGGCAGCAACUUUGACGAAUACGAUCUGGAUGCAUCGAGUGAUGAGAGCGAUCACAACGGGCAGAGGAUGUCUCCAAGAAGACGAAAGACGGCACCAAGUAGCUCUUUCUUCACCAGGCAGCUAGAUCUUCGCAAAACCAUGUGGAAGAGCUCGCGCAAAGACAGUAAUUCGCAAAAAGAUGAUAGGCCAACCACACAUUCUGUAACACCACUCAGGCCGCAUCCAGACGCCGCCGCCUCUGAUACGGCCGUGUUGCGUGCUAGAAAGCAAUCCAAAUCUCAGAGUAUAGCCAGUUCAUCCUCGCAACGCUCUGCGAAAUCCUUUGUCAAACCAUCUCCGAUACGCCGGCAAUCUCUACCAAAAUUCACGUCAAACCCGACUCCCCGGACGGCGAUCUCCUCAGAAGAAACAACUGGCCCGUCAAUAACAUUUGUCGACACGCCCAAGCCCAGCACAGCUGACAAACAAGACCCCAUCAUGACCUCCGGCGAACCCACCCAGCUCGCUGCAGACAACACGCCAGCCACAUCUAGUCCCCACUCGGCCGCUGCGUCAUCAUCAAACCUUGGGCCCACUGACACCGGUACCGCUUCCCCAGCAUCUGGUUUCCCCGCCCAACAAGCUAUUCCUCUUUCCUUCAACGACCUGCCUUGUCGCGCUCAACAUCUUAUCUUGAACGAGCUCAUACGCCAGCAUUCCGAGGAUACGGCUGUAGUGUUUACGACGCUACCCAGUCCAAUGGAGGGCACGUGCGAGAGUGAGGCUGAGAGUGUCAAGUAUAUUAGUGACCUGGAGGUGUUAUGUCAGGGGUUGCCACCUGUGCUGUUAGUACAUAGUAACAGUAUGACUGUUACUAUGAACCUGUAG
Messenger RNA from Alternaria postmessia, 4098 nucleotides. RefSeq lists its product as uncharacterized. Gene Ontology annotation, cellular component: membrane. Gene Ontology annotation, molecular function: potassium:chloride symporter activity. The transcript has 3 exons. Lineage: Eukaryota; Fungi; Ascomycota; Dothideomycetes; Pleosporales; Pleosporaceae. Bases 1 to 4098 code for a protein of 1365 amino acids. Gene Ontology annotation, biological process: potassium ion import across plasma membrane; chloride ion homeostasis; potassium ion homeostasis. The record is from RefSeq and is a predicted model, not a curated record.